AUGGCUUACAACCGAGAAUGGGACAGGGGCAAAGAUACCUGGGACGACAGCUACGGCUGGUCGGAUAAUAGAGGAAAUGUAAGAGAGCGAGAAGAAGAGUAUUAUGGGGACGGGAAGAGACGCAAAUUCAACAAUGGGGCUUACGAUAAUUCUCAUGGAUACGACGGAGCUGGAUAUGAAAAUUCCUACAAUCGACAUCAGCAGCAUCAAGACUGGUCGCAGGAUUAUGGACAUGACGAUCAUUCACGGGGAGGUGCAGGCGGGUUUGCUAAGAAGCGUCUCGUACCCUCUGAACCGAGUCCUCAUGUCAUCUUCCUUGGUUUGGAUCCUGACUUCACAGAGGCCGAUUUCGCUUCCUACCCAGCUUCAGGCAUACCUCGUUUCAAAUGGCUGCAGCGUGGAGACGGUGACAAUUAUUCGAGAGAGAUCAUCAGGCACUUCACCUUUGUAUUUGCUCCUGCACAUGCAUUAACGUACUUCGCCGUUGGAUUUUUAAAAGGUACAUCGAAAGGCUUCGGCUUCGCGCAAUUCACAACCGUCGAACAUGCUCGCGCUUUUGUGGACCCUCUUUUCCCCUUCAUCCAAAUGCCGCCACCCGCAUCUCAUGGAGCAUCUGCAACAGCCGCUUUCUACAAGGCGCUUGAAACCGGUGCUCCUCAUAACGGCCGAAGAGUGAAAAUCGAUUAUUCGCAAAGCGCUAUGCCACACGACAAAGGUCGCAUGAACAGAGGGAACAUGAACGAUGGCACACGUGAUAUUGGCAAUGCUCAGAGUCCUGUCCUCCUUUUCCGCGGGCUGGACCCUCUUUCUGGACCGCAAGCCAUAUACCAGGCCAUGCUCUCCUCUGCGGGACCUGGAAAAGAGGGGGCAAAAGGAAUGAGACGGAUAAUUCUCAUUAAAGACAAAGUCACUAUGGCCAGUUUUGGCUUCGCAUUUGUCGAAUUUGUGGAUAUCACAUCUGCCUCAAACGUCCUCGCGGCAACAAUGUCCGCCCAGUUACAUCCCUCCGGCUUUCGCAUAUCUGAUCGUCCGGUGGCCGCAUCUUUUGCGCACCCUUAUUCUUUCCAACCAGUGACCGACUUCCUCCAAAGAGAUGAAGCCUGUCUUACCUCGACCAACAGUCUUGGAGGAAUGGAAGGUACAUGGGUUAGAUAUUGGGAUGAAUCAUCCACAGUCGCGGUGCUUGAGUUCAAAGUAGAGGAACCUCCUCAGCAACCUUCUCAGUCAAAGGACAAGAAAGAGAAGAAGAAAAGCAAAGUUGACACAGAUCAUGCAAAAGCAACAGCGGCUGCUCCUUCCGCUCUUCCAAUAUCGGACAAACCUGUUACGUUGAGUUUCAGCAAAGGCCCAGUCAAGCUGAAUUCAGCUACAGGUUCUUCCAAAAUUCCUGUUCUAGGGUUUUCGUUGGACGAUUCCAAUACCGUUGACGACACGUCUGAUGAACCUCCUUCUGAACCGAGCAAACCUCUUGUUGUGAAGAAAGUGGCCCCUCUCAUUGCAAGCAAGAAAACUGCCAAUAACAUCAAUAAAUGGAAUCAGGUUCAAGAGGAACUUGCACAUGACCUUCCCACACAGGCAGCUCCUGUUGUAAAGCCUGUUGUUUCGUCUUCUGCUGGUCCGUCGACUAUGAAGCCUGCGGUAAACGUUGCUGCACCGAAAGCGACCACACCGCCGAUCGGAGAAGUCGAAUUCGAAUUUUCGGAUGUCGCUUCUCUCACUUGUUUACUUUGCGCGCGGCAAUUCAAGACCAUUGAACAACUAAAACGACACAACAAAGAAUCUGACCUGCACAAGGCUAACUUCAAAGACUCCAAUUUGCGGGACAUUGCUCGACAGAAAGUUGCUAGCAGGAAGAAAGAGAAAGAAUCAACACCUGAGCAACCAAAAUAUCGAGAUCGGGCUUCCGAACGCAGGACACUCUUUCAUCAGCCAGAUGCGCCUGUACUUGAGAAAGAAAUCAAGAAGAAGGAUACAUUAUCACGAGCACCGACUCCACCUCCUGCGCCUCCCACCAAUCCGGGGAAAGAUGAGAGCAAUGUCGGUAACAAGUUGUUGAAAAUGAUGGGGUGGAAAGAGGGCACUGGGCUCGGGUCUGAAGGGGAUGGCCGUGUUAAUCCUAUUGAAACCUCGGUAUACACCCCGGGAGUCGGUUUAGGUGCCAGCAAAGGAAAAGAUAUAGGCAAGUACACUGAAGGGUUUACCAGCUACGUACACAUGGCCCAAGACUCGUCUGGCAAAGCGAACAAGAAUGAUUGA
Psilocybe cubensis is the source of this 2256-nucleotide messenger RNA. RefSeq lists its product as uncharacterized. Gene Ontology annotation, cellular component: nucleus. The coding region runs from base 1 to 2256 and encodes 751 amino acids. The record is from RefSeq and is a predicted model, not a curated record. Gene Ontology annotation, biological process: mRNA splicing, via spliceosome. The transcript has 10 exons. Lineage: Eukaryota; Fungi; Basidiomycota; Agaricomycetes; Agaricales; Agrocybaceae. Gene Ontology annotation, molecular function: RNA binding.